AUGGAGGAUUCCGGAAAGACUACUUUCAGCUCUGAGGAAGAAGAAGCUAACUACUGGAAAGAUCUGGCCAUGACCUAUAAACAGAGGGCAGAGAAUACUCAAGAAGAGCUGCGAGAAUUCCAAGAGGGAAGCCGAGAAUAUGAAGCUGAAUUGGAGACGCAGCUGCAACAAAUCGAAACCAGGAACCGGGACCUCCUGUCAGAAAAUAACCGUCUCCGCAUGGAGCUAGAAACCAUCAAGGAGAAGUUUGAAAUGCAGCAUUCUGAAGGUUACCGACAGAUCUCAGCCUUGGAGGAUGAUCUUGCACAGACAAAAGCAAUUAAAGACCAAUUGCAGAAAUAUAUCAGAGAGCUGGAGCAAGCCAAUGAUGACCUGGAGAGAGCAAAAAGAGCCACAAUCAUGUCUCUGGAAGACUUCGAGCAGCGUUUGAAUCAAGCCAUUGAGAGAAACGCCUUCCUGGAGAGUGAACUCGAUGAGAAGGAGAAUCUCCUAGAAUCCGUCCAGCGACUAAAAGAUGAAGCUAGAGAUUUGCGGCAGGAAUUGGCUGUGCAGCAGAAGCAGGAGAAACCCCGGACCCCUGUGCCCAGUGCAGUGGAAGCUGAAAGGACGGACACCGCUGUCCAGGCCACCAGCUCCAUACCAUCCACACCCAUAGUUCAUCGCGGACCCAGUACCAGCUUAAACACACCAGGGACCUUUCGACGUGAUCUGGAUGACUCCUCUGGUGGGAUCCCGCUCACGCCUGCGGCCCGGAUAUCUGCCCUCAACAUUGUGGGAGACCUACUGCGGAAAGUAGGGGCAUUGGAAUCAAAACUUGCAUCUUGCCGGAACUUCGUGUAUGAUCAGUCUCCAAACAGAACAAGUGGGCCAGCCUCAGGGCAGGGGAGCAAAAACAGAGAUGGUGGCGACAGACGGGCCAGCAGCACCAGCGUGCCUUUGAGUGAUAAAGGGUUGGGAAAACGCCUGGAAUUUGGGAAGCCGGCUUCAAAUAUUUCCUCACCAUCGCUGCCGUCAGCCCAGGGUGUAGUCAAGAUGUUGCUUUAG
Orycteropus afer afer is the source of this 1044-nucleotide messenger RNA. RefSeq names its product nudE neurodevelopment protein 1 (gene NDE1). NCBI's taxonomy places the organism in Eukaryota, Metazoa, Chordata, Mammalia, Tubulidentata, Orycteropodidae. Gene Ontology annotation, biological process: chromosome segregation; vesicle transport along microtubule; cell migration. The record is from RefSeq and is a predicted model, not a curated record. The coding region runs from base 1 to 1044 and encodes 347 amino acids. The transcript has 8 exons. Gene Ontology annotation, cellular component: kinetochore; kinesin complex; centrosome. Gene Ontology annotation, molecular function: microtubule binding.